AUGUCAUUUUUUCAUUUGACAUUGAUGGGUCAUGAAAACCAAUUUCAAGCUAUGAAACAUAUGGAGCCAAUUAACAAAAAUGGUAAUUCAACUCGAUUACGCGAAGUUCCAACAGGACGUGAACCAAGAAGUCCAGUUGAAAAACAAUUAGCUCGUGAACUCACUGGUAACAUACAAUCACGUGAAUGGUCAUCGCCAGCUAUAUCGAAUAUAAAUUACCAUACAUUACGUACAAUGCAUGUUCGUGGAGAUCAAGAUCACAACCAUAUUACACGACAACCAUUGACAACAGCUCAAAACAUUGGUUGGUGGACAAAAGACAGCCCGUUAAAGGUCAACGAACCAUGGACUCAUGAAAAACGUCACGUUCACGCGCAGUCUGAAAUGACCAAAUUUGUCGAUGAUAUGAUUUUAACCGAUCGCUAUUUUCGUCUUUAUUGA
This is a messenger RNA of Rotaria socialis, 441 nucleotides long. The record is from the annotation of a GenBank genome assembly. NCBI's taxonomy places the organism in Eukaryota, Metazoa, Rotifera, Eurotatoria, Philodinida, Philodinidae.